AUCUUGACUGGGUCAGGACCCGGUCCAGAUUAUAACAUUGCUAAGUAGAGAUAAGAGGAGCUGCGGAAGAGGGUAAUUGUGCUUCAUAGAAGAGCUAUGCGGAUGAUUUUCUCAACUUCCACUCUCCCGCCUAAUGCUUUCUCACCCUCAUUUCCCAGUUUAGCAACUUUCUUGCCUCAGAAGAAGCAUGUAGGACUUUGCCGGUUUAGUUACAACAAUAAAGAUGAUGGAGUACAAAAUGAAUACAGGAUUUGUAGCGAGGAGGGAUCAAAGCGAAGGUUUCUCUUUCUUUUUGGGCUUUCAUCAGGCUUGUUCCCAACUUUAUCUUCUUUUGGGAAGACAAAGAGUAAGAACCCAUAUGAUGAAAGACGCUUGCUUGAACAAAAUAAACGUAGACAGAGAGAAAAUAAUGCACCAGAAGACUUCCCAAACUUUGUUAGAGAAGGUUUCGAAGUUAAGGUAGUAGCAUCAGAGAAUUACAUAAAGCGUGACUCAGGACUCAUUUAUAAGGAUUUUGAAGUUGGUAAAGGUGAUUGCCCAAAGGCUGGUCAGCAGGUGACCUUCCACUAUGUGGGCUAUAAUGAAUCAGGUCGACGGAUUGAUAGUACCUACUUACAGGGUUCUCCUGCAAAAAUCCGCAUGGGAACUAAUGCAUUGGUUCCAGGAUUUGAGGAAGGAAUUCAAGACAUGAGACCUGGGGGAAAAAGGAGGAUCAUCAUACCUCCAGAACUUGGACCACCGGUGGGACCCUCAACAUUUUUCAGCUCAAAACAGUUUGAAGUGUUUGAUGUGGAAUUGCUCAGCGUUCAGGAUUGUCAAAGGAGGACCAUUGGCUUUUACUCUGAUGUUGUGUGCAGCUGACAGGCUACUGUUUCUGUUGCCUUUCUCAUCUCUGGAUAUGAAUCAGAGUUUCGAUGAAAAUCAUAUUUGGAAAUCAGUAAACAAAUUAUGUCCUGGAAUCUUCUUCUCAUUCUCUUUUGUUAGUAUUAUUAUGAUCUUCUUCUCGCAGUUUUAUAGGUCGUCUGAGAAAUUUGCCUAAAACCAUUAUCUGGUUCUACCGCAAAGCAGUUAAAACAUUCUAUGCAAGUUCAAUGUAUGAAAUUAUAAGGAGUUCCAAGAUCUUAGAAGAAUAUCAAAAUCUUGACAUUUUGUUAGUACCAGUUUGUAUGCAUUUUAUUAGUGUAUGUAGUGUUGCUCUAAAUUGUUGGCUGACA
This is a messenger RNA of Mangifera indica (mango), 1214 nucleotides long. RefSeq names its product peptidyl-prolyl cis-trans isomerase FKBP20-2, chloroplastic-like. The transcript is spliced from 7 exons. Gene Ontology annotation, molecular function: peptidyl-prolyl cis-trans isomerase activity. Bases 97 to 861 code for a protein of 254 amino acids. The record is from RefSeq and is a predicted model, not a curated record. NCBI's taxonomy places the organism in Eukaryota, Viridiplantae, Streptophyta, Magnoliopsida, Sapindales, Anacardiaceae.